Molecule: messenger RNA, 1373 nt
Organism: Paramecium octaurelia
Lineage: Eukaryota; Ciliophora; Oligohymenophorea; Peniculida; Parameciidae
Source: the annotation of a GenBank genome assembly
CCUUUAAGAGUUCCUCAGAUAGCAUAGGUAAAUUAAUUAAUUAUUAUCAUCCUUUCAUACCCGACCAUAUAUUUUUAUUAUGCAUUUAAUUUUUAGAUGAACAAACAAAAUUUGACUUACAUAGUUAGCGAUCAUUCCAGACCAAUCCAGCAUGGAUAUCAUGUAGAUGAUAUUAUAGAGAAAAAGCUAGUAAUAUCCUAGAACUCAGAGUUGGGUGCGAGUCUAUUCAAUAGCAUAGAAGUAACACUUGAGAAUUUAAAUAUAGGUUGAAUAGAGGAAGCCUAAAUAAGUGCUGCAAAAGGAAUACGAUUCCAGGAGUAUACGAUACGCAAACGAAGAUUACUCAUAUUUAGCGAAUUUGUUGUUGAGCAGAUUUUCACAAUUAGACACAGCAGCCUCUAUUGCCACUCAAUAUCCAUUAUUUAAAAUGUUAAGAGGUGUGGCAAAGAAAUUUAUGUUUAAUGAGUUAGAAAUCAUAUUCUUUCUGCACACAAUUGAAGAAUAGAAAUGGAGAUAUGACGAUUAAUUGAUUUCAGAGUUCUAGCCUUACUUUAAAUAAGAUUUCUUGAGCAACUAAGAAGUAAUUAAUUAUAAAAUUAAUUAUAAUUAGAAUUAGAAUGUAGAAGGAUUCAAAAAAUUAUUGUUGUUUCUUAUUUGCUGUGGAUAUACAAUCAAAUGUUUUUUCAAUGAUUCUAAUGAUUAAGAAAUUAUAUUAAUAACAGAUCAUAUAUAACAAUAUUGUUAAAGAGAGUAAAAAUUAUAUUUAAAUUUAAUAUAGCUUUAAAAAACAAUUAUUAGAUUUAUGGCGGUAGAAACAUUUGAAUUGUGCAUUGAAGAUAGUACCCAGAGUUUUGAAUAAGUUGUACAAUAAAUUGAUGAAAAUACAAAAAGAGGGGAAAUAAGAGUUCCAAUAGGAUUACAAUGCAUUAGUCGAUCAAAUAAUAUAGAUUUCUCCUGCUUACAAUAAUUAAGAUGGUAAAUAGAUAAAGCAAGAAGUUAAACCAAUCUAACAGCAACAACAUCAAUAUCAACCACCUUUAACAUUUAGCCAAUAGACUCAGCAAUCCAAUUAACUAUAAGCUGUUAUGAACGCUUCAGGUAUAUAUAUGCAGUUUUCGCAAUCAUAAAAUCUCCAUUAAUAAUAAGGUCAAUAACAUUAUUUCUAAACACCCUCUAAUAAUUAAGAGUUUUGUGAUUCAAAUAUCAAUGAAAAUCUAUUUCUAAAUUCAACAAAAAUCAAAGAGGAACCAACUUCAAUUAAAACCAAAGAGGAACCAAUUUCAACUAAAAACAGAGACGAAAUUCCACCUCCCCCACCUUUAUUGAGCGUAGCUUCUGGUCGGUUACACCAAUGAUAAAUUAAUUAAAAUUAU